AGGAUCGUAAACAUAGAGCGAGCACAGGAAGUUUGAAGGUGCUCGAACGACACGAGAGAACCAAGAGAAAGCUAUCUAACAGAGUUAUUCCACUAUGGCAGAGUCAGAUAUGACUGCACAGGAAUGGAAAGAGAAGGGUAACGAAGAGUUAAAAAAAAACAAUUGGUCUGAAGCUUCAAGUUACUAUACAAACGCACUGAAACUAGAAGAGGACAACGUUAAAAAAGCAGCGCUCUACAAAUAUCGAGCGGAAGCUUAUUUAAAACUGGGCGAUUACGAGAAAGUGAUUGAAGACUGCGACAGUACGUUAAAGAUAUGUUGUAAUAGAGUAUUGCAUCACAGAUGUCAAGCGCUAGAAGCGUUAAAGAAAUUCGAGGAGGCUAAUAGAGAUGCACAGAUUAUUAUUUCAUCUGAUAACGAAAAUAUCCAAUUCGAAGCAGAGCGAUUAUUUGAAAUUGUACAAGAACAUUGUAAGAGAAAUUCACGUAUUAGCGCCAAGAUAUCACAAGUGCUAGAUCCAGCAUUGAAUGUAAGCGUAGAUAUGAAAAAACGUGAAACUGCUAUGAGUAAUCUGCAACUGCUCACAUAUGAGAAAGUUAGUGCCGAUGAUGAGGUGAUCUUCAAAGAAAAUAAUUUAUCCAAAAUCACACAACUUGUGAAUAUCGAAAAGGACGUAUCAUCACAAGGCACUGAUAACAUUAAACAUAUCGAUUAAGAAAAUAUGUGAAUAUUAAUAAGAUGUUAAUUGAAAUCGAAAUGUCAUAUUAAUAGAAUAUUAUAUUUUUAAAUA
Molecule: messenger RNA, 790 nt
Organism: Temnothorax curvispinosus
Lineage: Eukaryota; Metazoa; Arthropoda; Insecta; Hymenoptera; Formicidae
Product: protein unc-45 homolog B-like
Exons: 3
Coding region: 95-715 (206 amino acids)
Molecular function (GO): Hsp90 protein binding
Source: RefSeq, a predicted model, not a curated record